This is a messenger RNA of Chaetomium fimeti, 1488 nucleotides long. RefSeq lists its product as uncharacterized. Gene Ontology annotation, molecular function: oxysterol binding. The coding region runs from base 97 to 1368 and encodes 423 amino acids. The transcript is spliced from 2 exons. NCBI's taxonomy places the organism in Eukaryota, Fungi, Ascomycota, Sordariomycetes, Sordariales, Chaetomiaceae. The record is from RefSeq and is a predicted model, not a curated record. Gene Ontology annotation, cellular component: intracellular membrane-bounded organelle; membrane; cytosol.
UUACCAUACCACCAAUUAUACAUUCAAACUUGAAAUCCUGUGACUGGACUCGUACAUCAUUUCACCCACCUACCAUACCAUAAUCAAGUCGCCAUCAUGGACACGAAAACCGUUUCCUCGCGCCUACGGGAGCUGGUCAAGUUCCUCGGCUCCGUCAAAGGCGAUCUCGCCAACGUAACAGGGCCACCCUCCCUCCUCGCGCCCUCCUCCGUCGUCGAAGUCGGCCACUGCUGGGCCCAGCGCCCCUCCGUUUUCGCCGCUCCCGCCCUCGAACCCAACCCCGAGAAGCGCGCCCUGCUAGUCCUGCGCUGGUUCCUCAUCGCCCUGCGCAGCCAGCUCUACGUCGGCGUCGACGAUACCCCGCCGGGCAACACCAUUCCUGCUACCCCCACAGCAAUCCCCCCCACAAGCAAGCCGACAACACCCCCAACCGCAGCCAAAUCCAUCCGCAAACCGCUCAACGCCUUCCUCGGCGAGCUCUUCCUCGCCAGCUGGACCGACGAGUCCGCCAAGUGCACGGCCGAGCUCGUCGCCGAGCAGGUAUCGCACCACCCGCCCAUCACGGCCAUGCACGUGGCCGACCGCGCCCACGGCGUGCGCGCCGACGGCUACGCCCGCGUCGAGAUGACCUUCAACGGCGCCGUCAACAUCCGCCAGGUCGGGCACGCUACCUUUCGUGUUGAGAGGUAUGAUGAGGAUUACCUUGUGCCGCUGCCGGAUGUGAAGGUGAGGGGGUUUUUGUCGGGGUGUCUGUACCCCGAGAUUGCGGGGACGUACCACAUUGUGGGGAGUAAUGGGCUCGUGUCGGAGGUGCGGUUCUGGGGGGAGGGUCUCCUUCGCGGGAAGCGGAAUUCGUUUGAGGCACGCGUGUUUCGGAAGGAGGAUGUGCAGCGGAAGAAGCCCAUUUAUGAGGUGGCUGGGGCUUGGAAUGAGGGGUGGACGGUGAAGGACUGCAGGACGGGGGAGGUAUUGGAGGUGUACGAGCUGAAGGCACCCGAAAACGACCCCGUGCCGAUGGACAUCGAACCCGUCGAGGCGCAGGACCCGUUCGAGUCGCGCCGGGCCUGGGAUGGCGUGCUGCAGGGGCUACGGAGCGGGGAUGUGCGGCAGGUGGUGGCCGAGAAGACCAAGAUCGAGCAGGCGCAGCGGCAGAUGCGGGCGAGCGAGGUCGCGAAGGGGACGCCGUGGGAGCCGCUGUUCUUCCGGUCACGCCAGGCCGAGGACCACCAUGUGUUUCACCGUUUGUCGGAGGGCCUGGGCUGGCAACUGCACCAUGAUAGGACCAAGGGAGUGUGGAGGGUGGACGACGAGAAGGUGACAAAGCCGCAGCGGCCGUUCAGGGGCGAACUUACGCCCUUCGGGUACUGAUCAUGUGUAUUUUGAUAAGUUUUGUGCAUAGCGCUGGAGUUGGGGUUUUAUCUUCGAAGGAUAUGGCGUUGAUUUUACAUAUUAUCUAGGUAUUGAGAUGACAUUUUCGACAUUCAUGUG